This is a messenger RNA of Styela clava, 1839 nucleotides long. Lineage: Eukaryota; Metazoa; Chordata; Ascidiacea; Stolidobranchia; Styelidae. The record is from RefSeq and is a predicted model, not a curated record.
AUGUGUGACAAAAUUGCUGUAUCUCUCGAGGAAGAACUGAGUCCAGAAUCGUUCUAUUCUACAAAAAUGAUCGCAAACACUUUCAACUGCACUGGUUUAGUUGAAAGUUGCAAUAAAUAUGCUCUGGAGAAUUUUCAAGCAAUAGCUGCUGAAGAUUAUUCCAAACAUUUGGACAAAGAUUAUGUUUCCGCUCUGGUGGGAUCAAAAGAGGUCAAUCCGUUGGUCUUUGAUUCUGCACGUUGCCUCAAAGCACUUUUGAAGAUUUUCACUGGUGAAUCACACGUUGUGGCUGAAGAUAUUGACAUCAAAGAUGUCAAGCGGACUACCGCAAUUCAAGCAUUUAAUCCAAAGAUAAAAACUUGGACAAAACUGCAGGGCAUCAGUGAUAAAUUUGUUGACAAACACUUCACAGCAAUUGUUCUUGGUAACAUCAUCUAUGUUAUUGUGUUUGAUGGAACCAAUUAUCAAUUGAAUUAUACCGAUAAUAAUGCUACAUGGGUUAGACUGACAGAUCGGGGGACGGCAAAGAACCGUGUAGAUGCUGUUGUAUUUGAAGGUUCAAUCUAUGCUUUUGAUGAUUCUGGCAAAACUAGCAAAACAGUCGAGAAAUUUGAUCCAUCUGAUGGAACUUGGUCUCAAGUCACUUGUAAACAUGUGGAAGGAUAUUGUACGUCAAUAGUUGAUGCAGGAGGCUUCAUUUACUGUAUUGGAGGGUAUAAUGGUGAGCAUAUGUCGAAUGCUAUAAAAUUUAAUCCAUCAGAUUCAACAUGGACGACACUUACUUCAAUGCCGACUGCAAGAAAUGGUGCAGCAGCAGUUGAACUUUAUGGAAAGAUUUAUGUCAUGGGUGGAUACAACAAUGGCUGGUUAAACGUUGUGGAAUGUUUUGACACAGUUGCUGAAAUAUGGACCACUGUUGCCAGAUUAAGCAAUUCAAGAUACAGUUUCAAAGCUUGUGUUGUCGGAGGAAAUAUAUUUACUCUUGGAGGUUGCAGGAAUAAUUCCAAGAAUACAAUAGAAGAAUAUGAUCCCGCUGUAGACUCUUGGAAAGUUGUUGAAACAAUGGACGGGAAAGACAUUCAGACACGGGCUUCCAUCGCAUUGAAUGUUCCUAGUGACUAAAUAAUUCACGCCACUGCUUUCAACCUCAACCCUUUUUUACACUGCUAUGAUUGACAAUCGCUUCAAUGUUUGAGAAUUAUUACUGAUUUACUUACUCAUACUACAUGCUUGAGUUUUCAAUUGAUCAAUAAUUUUUGCUCUUUUAGUAUGAAUUGCAAUUGUAAAUAUAAUUUGUUUAAGGAAUAUUCAAAACUUUUCAAAUGAGCUAAUCUACUCAAGUAAAUAUUAGAACUCGAGAUUAACUUGUAUAUCAUUGUUUAUUUUAAGAAUGAACCGUCUUUUAUGGACCAUGAGGCACAAUUUAAAUUCUUUUCCCUUCUAAAAUCGAUCGUGCGGUCAAUGUACGUAUCAGGUAGUGCUUUAUGUUUUUUGCCUACACUCAAGACCAGUGCCGGUAUUACUUUAAAAACUGUUGCGUCGCAUAGCCCGAUGCAAGUCAUGUAUGAAUAAAAACCUACUCUAAGCAAUUCAUUGACAUCUUCCCUAAUAACACGGUGCCCCUUAUGGUCCGUAAAAAAUUCAUUGCAUUUGCCUGAUAAUUACUUUGUAAAAUAGAUAUUUCAUUAUCCCAAUGUUUCCUUCAUUAGUUUUACGCAAUAUGUAAUCCUCCAUAGUAUGUAAGAUGGAAAUUAUAAAAAUUUAAUCAUGCAUUAUAUCGUGUGUUCCAGCAAUAUUACUUGUCAGAUUUAGACUUUAUUGCCGAUAUUAUUUUUAUGA